AUGGAGACUCGGGUGAAAUUAUUUUUAAAACUUGCACCAGAUACUUUGGUACACAGCUACAAGAGUUUCAAUGGAUUUGUAGCGAGGCUAACCAAAGAAGAAUCAGAAAGAAUGAAAGGAAUGGAUGUGGUGGUUUCUGUUAUUCCAAAUAGAAUCCACAGUGUCCAAACAACAAGGUCAUGGGACUUUCUUGGCUUCCCUGAAAAUGUCCCAAGAACGGAGGUAGAAAGUAACACAAUCGUUGGAGUAAUCGACAGUGGAAUUUGGCCUACUUCCUCUAGCUUCACCGACGGAGACUUUGGUCCACCACCACAGAAAUGGAAAGGAACAUGCUAUAACUUCACUUGUAAUAACAAAAUCAUUGGAGCAAAAUAUUUUCGUCUUGAUGGUGAUUUCGCCGAGGAGGACAGAAUAUCUCCAACUGAUACCACUGGUCACGGGUCUCAUUGUGCAUCAACUGCGGCUGGAAACCCUGUUAGGAAUGCAUAUUUAUUUGGGCUUGGCUUAGGAACAGCAAGAGGAGGAGUUCCAUUAGCACGUAUUGCUGUGUAUAAAGUUUGCUGGACAAAUUAUUGUAAAAGUGCUGACAUUCUUGCAGGAUUUGAUGCAGCCAUUACGGAUGGUGUUGACAUUAUAUCUCUUUCAGUGGGACCUACAAAAGUCAUGCACAUGGAAUAUUUUGAAGAUAUAUAUGCAAUAGGAGCCUUCCAUGCAAUGAAGAGAGGCAUAUUAACUUCUCAAGCUGCAGGCAAUUUGGGUCCUUUUCCUUACACAAUGUCAAAUCUUGCACCCUGGUUCAUUUCCGUGGCUGCUUCCACCAUAGACAGAAAGUUUUUAACCAAACUCCAACUGGGCAAUGGCCUAAUCUUCCAGGGAAUUUCAGUGAAUACAUUUAGUCCAACACAGAAGAGUUACCCUUUAAUUUAUGCGGGAGAUGCACCAGCCGCUGGAUCUAAAAGUUCCACAUCCAGCAAAAGCCUUGAAAAUUAUUUGGAUGGAGCUUUGGUGAAAGGGAAAAUUGUUUUGUGUGAUGGCUAUACUCCUUCUCAAUAUGUGGGAUUUGCUUCUGGGGCUGCUGGUCUUAUAUUUAUAUUCCCUAGUACAGCCCCUUUAGUUGUGGCAGAUAUAUAUGCAUUGCCAGCUAUUAGCAUUACCGCAAGUGAUGGGGAUACCGUAUUUUCUUAUUUAAGGUCAACAAGUCGUGAUUAUCUGAUUUAUAUGUCAUGUCACCGAUUAUUGAGUAAUCCAGCAGCUACCAUAUUCACGAGUUACGAAGGAAAAGAUUCAUGGGCCCCGUACAUUGCUCCUUUCUCAUCAAGAGGUCCAAAUAAGGUCACUCCAAAUAUUCUUAAGCCUGAUAUAGCAGCUCCAGGAGUUGAUAUUCUGGCUGCAUGGUCUCCGAUUUCUCCUAUUUCUGGUGUUAAAGGAGACAGAAGAGUAUCAUAUUUCAAUGUAAUAUCUGGAACGUCAAUGGCAUGCCCUCAUGUUACUGCAGCAGCUGCUUACGUCAAAUCAUUUCAUCCCAACUGGUCUCCUGCUGCAAUAAAAUCCGCGCUGAUGACAACUGCUACUCCUAUGAAUCCUGUACUUGAUGUACAUGCUGAAUUUGCUUACGGUGCGGGGCAACUCAAUCCUUUGAAGGCAGCAAAUCCUGGACUAGUUUAUGAUGCUGGUGAAUAUGAUUAUAUUAGUUUUCUGUGUGGACAAGGUUAUAGUUCAUUAGCGCUGGAAAUAAUUACAGGAGAUAACAGCAAUUGCACAUCAGCAAAUAAAGGGUCUGUUUUCAACCUUAAUCUCCCAUCUUUUGCUCUAUCAACCCCUCGGUCAAGCUACAACAAUGUCACUUUUGGUAGAACUGUCACAAAUGUUGGAUCAGCUACAUCCACAUAUAAGGCCACAAUAACUGCAUAUCCAUCUUCUCUAAAUGUCCAAGUACUGCCAAAUGUUUUGGCCUUUUCAUCGUUUGGUCAGAUGCUGUCUUUUACCCUUAAGAUUGAAGGAAGCAUUAAUGCGGACUUGGUUUCUUUUUCUUUGAUUUGGGACGAUGGCACUUUUAAGGCAAGGAGCCCCGUUGUUGUUUAUGUUCCAUAAAUCUUCUGCUACCAGCACUUGUCAGUGCAACAAAAAAACAACUUGAAUGGCAAAGUUGUAAGCCUUGUAGGCUGCCAAAUAAGUUU
This is a messenger RNA of Vigna radiata var. radiata (mung bean), 2177 nucleotides long. RefSeq names its product cucumisin. The coding region runs from base 1 to 2091 and encodes 696 amino acids. Gene Ontology annotation, molecular function: serine-type endopeptidase activity. The record is from RefSeq and is a predicted model, not a curated record. NCBI's taxonomy places the organism in Eukaryota, Viridiplantae, Streptophyta, Magnoliopsida, Fabales, Fabaceae. The transcript is spliced from 9 exons. Gene Ontology annotation, biological process: proteolysis.